GUAUUUUUCACUCCCAAACGAUGCUAUAUAUAGAGGGACAAUAGUAAUUGUGUGGGUCGGUGGGCAGAGAAGGUGAAGAACUCCAGCAUGGCCCCCAAAAUGGCAAGGCACAAGAAGGAAGGAGGCGGGUCUAAUGUCUUCUCCAUGUUUGAUCAAAGUCAGAUCCAGGAAUUUAAGGAGGCAUUCACAAUUAUGGAUCAGAACCGAGAUGGCUUCAUUGACAAAGCUGACCUCAGAGACACUUUUGCAGCACUUGGCACAGAUCCGGAGGAGAUCAUUUUGAACGCUUUUCGGAUUUUCGACCGCGAAGGAAAAGGUUACGUAAAAGCAGAUUACAUGAAAGAAAUGCUCAUGACCCAAGCAGACCGGUUCACUGAAGAAGAGGUUAAACAGACCUUCAGUGCUUUCCCACCGGAUCCUUCGGGUAACCUUGACUACAAGAAUCUCGUUUACGUGAUUACUCAUGGCGAGGAGAAAGACUAACGGACUCCAAGGAGGUCCAUUAGGAGAAUGUGAUUUAUGUCACCUCUUUGGGACAUCCAGAUAGCUUCACUUUUGUGUGUUGCGGACCUGAAGCUUGUAAAACAAUCCAUGCACCAUUAAAACCCAUUUUACCAA
Pogona vitticeps (central bearded dragon) is the source of this 618-nucleotide messenger RNA. The record is from RefSeq and is a predicted model, not a curated record. Lineage: Eukaryota; Metazoa; Chordata; Lepidosauria; Squamata; Agamidae.